Molecule: messenger RNA, 6729 nt
Organism: Mytilus trossulus (common blue mussel)
Lineage: Eukaryota; Metazoa; Mollusca; Bivalvia; Mytilida; Mytilidae
Product: protein mono-ADP-ribosyltransferase PARP14-like
Exons: 26
Coding region: 1-6423 (2140 amino acids)
Biological process (GO): negative regulation of gene expression; protein poly-ADP-ribosylation
Cellular component (GO): cytoplasm; nucleus
Molecular function (GO): NAD+-protein mono-ADP-ribosyltransferase activity; transcription corepressor activity; NAD+ poly-ADP-ribosyltransferase activity
Source: RefSeq, a predicted model, not a curated record
AUGUACGAAGAUCCCUCCGUGAACACCUCCUCGAUUGCUGCGAGGGUACAGUGGAAUCCGUGUACACUCCCUAUCAGGAUUAAUGGAGAUGUGUCACUAACUUAUAUACAACCCACCACCAGGACAAUCUCCAAUCCAACUUCAGCGGGAGUGUUAGGAGACACAGGGAAGUCUGUUAUUAUGGUGGAGGAAGCCGAAGAACUCGGAGAGAACCACCGGGCCACUCGGUGGAAACAGACAAACCAGAGAGAUAUCAGAAGAUUGAUCUCCAGGUCGAAAAUGGAUAGGGAUUCUGAAAACCAAAACUUAAACAAAUUACAUGAGGAUAAUGUUCAUCCCGAAGGUAAUAUCUCGGAAUCGGAGUCUGUUGGUCAAUGGAAUCCACAAUCAGCUCCAAAAAUAAGAAUUCAAAUACCUGCUGCUCUCGUAGAUGCGGAUGAACAAAGCAAAAGACAGCAUGACCAACAUGGACUUGACUCAGGAACACAUCAGACCUAUGGUACAAAUUAUAAUGUACCAACUCAGUUUCCAGAACCGGGAGCAUGUUAUGGAUGGGACAUGCCAUACGCCAAUCCCUAUUCGUUUCCUGGGGGCCAACAUGUAUCUCACGACAACAAUACACCACGCCAACAAAUCAGUGGUUAUACAAAUAGUCUACAUAAUCCAAGAGGUCAAGGAGCGUACUACGAACAUUACCAUGGUCAUCCUUACAGUCCAAGAAUACCAUAUAUGCAGUAUCCCCCGUACCAAGAACGCAUGCAAUACCAACAAGGUCCGUAUCCACCAUAUUAUCCUACAUCGCCAAGAAUACAUGUAGGCCCAGAAUAUUAUCCUCCAUAUCGGGGUCCACAACAACCGAUUGGUCAUUAUAUACAAAGUCAAAGGUUUGGUUAUGAAUUCGGACAAGCUGGUUCAAAUGAAAGGCCUUAUCAGUCAAACGAUAACAGCGAGCAAAAUUUGCCAGAAAGUCAUAAUUUGCAAACAGAGAAUGAUCAGUCAGACCAAAGGGAAAAUGCAAAGCCAAGUACAACACUAGACAAGCCAAGUACAACACUAGACAAGCCAAGUACAACACUAGAAAAGCCAAGUACAACACUAGACAAGCCAAGUACAACACUAAAAAAGACAAAGCCACCAAGAGCAGAAGACAGACAUUCCAAGAAAAAGAAACAAACUUGCGUAUUACAAUCACAAACUACAAAACAAGAUAAUGAAGUAAAGAAAUCAAAACACAUUGAAGAAAGAAGUUGUGAAAAAAAGAAAAUGUAUGUGUGUGUGACUGGUAUUCCGCACGAUGUCAGUAAUGAAACGAUAAUGCUGUAUCUAGAAGGUCGUGCUAAAGCAGACAUAAUUGCUGAAGAUUUUUUUAGGACAGAGGCUGAUGUUGGACAUGCAAUUGCUGUAUUCAAACAUAGAAUUGAAAUACAUGCACUUACAAAAGCCUGUGAAUCAAGAAAAAUAAAGGAAUGUUCACUCGUAUUUGAGGAAUUGGACCCCCCAAGGAGUGCAAUUAUCAGUUUUGAUGACAAACCAUUGUCAGAGAAGUCUCUCAAAACCUACCUUCUUGCGAAGAAUCUAGUUAUUUCAAGACUGCGCAAGACUGAAGAUGGGUUGCAUUCUGUGAGGUUUAAAAAAGAACAAGAUCUUGAUGAAUUUGUAAAAGUACCAAAGAUAACGAUAGAAGGAAACUGUAUCACAACAUCGAUCUUAUACAACUGUAGCCAUGGCAUAUUCUGGGAUCAAAGCCUACAUACAGUUGCCAUUCCUGCGCCAUUUAAACCAUGUAUCGAGGAUCUACUUCUCAAAUCAUAUAUAACUGAAAUUACAUCGGAAUGCAAUGAACUUCUAGAGAAGCAUCACGCUCAUAUGAUAAUCAAAGACGAAAUAGUUAUUGAAUGUAUCCUGAAUUCUAAAGAGAAAGAUGUAAGACAAAAAGUCAAACAGUGGACAAAAGACAUACAGAAGGCCUGGGAAGACUGUGUUGUCAAAAAUUUAAAAAAACGGGAGAUUCGAAUUCCUGAGGACACAAAAGAAUUGUGUUUGAGGCAUGUAAAUGAAUCAAAAGAAGCGCACAAGCCAGAGGAUUUGAAAAUCGUCAUUCCCGAAGAGCCUGGAUCGAUUACAAUUAUAUUCAUUGGCAAAUGUGAUAUCGUUGAAAGCUUUUACAAUCAAGUAUAUGAUAGAUUACAGGACAUAAAAGAGACAAUAAACAGGGAAAAUUUACUCACUUCAGGUUCUAUACAACUGCAACCGACAGAAGUUAAGCUUUUAUUGAAAGAGAAUAAAUUUGAAAAACUCAAUGACAUCGCAUUUGACUUCAAGUAUGAGUUGGACCAAGUGAAUGGGAUCAUUUCUUUUACGGGUCAAUUACAAGACAUUGAAAGGGCAAAACAUAUAAUAUUUACAGAGAAAAACAGUUACCACAUUUGGACAAUGAAAAAUAGUGCAUACCACUGUUGUAAAUUGCUACAAAAUACAGUCGUUGCAAAUUCAGCUGACAAAAAGUUACUCGAAAGUAAUAUGUCUGCCACAUUUGAGGUUAAACAUAACGAGUUAGUUAUUUGUACAUCAGAAGAAGAAAAUAAAAACGAUAUUGAAGACAUUUUAAGAAAAUAUGUUGUCGAACGUACAAUUGAACUUGAUGAUUCCAACAAUCACGUUCUCGAACUUGGUGACUGGGAAGCAAAAUGUACCGCUUUGAAAGAUUUAUAUACAGAUAUUUGCAUCAUCGAUGAUUCUGAAGAUACUAGAAUAACUGUAACGUCAACUUAUGAUGUGAUCAAAGAUAUCAUUACUCAGAUUCAAAGCUUCAUCAACGAACAUAGUACCAAUGAAGAAGAUAUAAAUGUAACAGAUGAAUUCCAAUUAAGAUUUCUCAAGCUUCAUUGCAAGGACUGGCUAAAAGAAUUAGAGGUUAAGUACAGUGAUGAUAGACUAAAAAUAACAUUCGGAGAUCAUUCAGUUAAAGUACAAGGCACUAAAGAGGGAAUAAAAACUGCAAAAUUAGACCUUGACAUCAUAAUCAGUAAAAUACAAAAGGAAAUUUACAACGUAUCGAAACCAGGUUUGCAUUUACUGUUUAAUGAUCCAGACACAGUCGCUGCUUUUUUAGAUCCAAUAGAUUUGGACUCAAGAACAGUUGUGGAAGUCAAUACAGCAAAUAGCUUACAAAGUCUUAAAAGUAACACAAGGCUGAAAGAAACAGACGAUGAAUACACCAUGCGCCAAGCGUUUGAAGACAUGAAACGAAACGACAGAAAAAAGUCAGAACAGAAGAAGUCGAAGGAAAAAGAAACAAUAGCAAAACCUAUGUCCAAAAAUGGUCCAGUGGUAUUCAGCAAUGGAACUACAGUUUAUCUGAUUAAGAGAGAAGAUCUUGGACAACAAAAGGCCGAUGUAAUAGUUUGUUCUUCAAAUGGAGAUUUAGAUUUAUCAGGACCAGUAGGUAAAAGUAUAAAAAAAGUUGCUGGAGACGAACUUUUAGCCGAAAUAAAGAAGAAAUACACAGGUGGGAUUCAACAUGGUGAUAUUGCUGUCGUUAAAGGACACAAACUGCAGUGUACAGAACUAUAUCUAGCUGCUCUCUUUAAUUGGAAGCCUGGUUUUGAGAAAGUUUUAUCAAAAUGUGUCACCAGUUGUUUACAUAGAGCGUCGACAUACACGUCUAUAGUUUUUCCUGCGCUCGGAACAGGAAAUUUCAACUAUCCUCGAGAUGUUGUUGCAAAGACAAUGUACGACUGUGUCCAUCAUUUUGAUCUGAGUAAAACGUCUCUAAAAGAUAUCAGGUUUCUCUGUUAUGACAACGAUACUAUCAGGGCUUUUGAAAGGGAAGAGAUGUUACAACUGAAUCCUGAUAAUGAUUCUCUUCCAGAAUGGACAUGUCAGCCGACUUAUUAUCAGUUAAAAGAUAUAUCCGUGUCAGUUGUAGUUGGUAAUAUUGGAACACAACAGGUUGAUAUUCUUGUGGCAGCAGGCCCAACUAAUUUGUGUUUAGAAAAAUCCGGAGGUGCAGGCAUGUCGCUAAUACAUAGCUUAGGUGUUGGUAUUCAGCAGGAUAUAACGAAACAGUACCCUAAAGGUAUUCAGGAAGGCGAAUUGGCUUGUGUAAAGCUUUCGUCUCAUAUUGGUUGUUGUAAAGUUCUCUACUUAACAUCCUUAAAUGAUUGGAAAGAUGUGGAAAAAGUUAAAGACACCGAAAAAAAAAUCUACAAAUUUGUUAAUAACUGUCUUGUUGCUGCUGACAAGGCUGGGUAUAGAUCCAUUGCAUUCCCAGCUCUAGGAACAGGCAAUCUUCACUAUCCAUGUCAUCUUGUAGCAAAAUAUAUGUAUGAUAUAGUGGAACAAUUUGCCAGUAACAAACAGAAAACUACAUUGUCUUAUGUAUACUUUGUGGUUUAUGAAAAGGAUUCAAAGGUUAUACAGGCUUUUAAGGAGGAAGAGAGAAAACGAGUACCCGGUCUAGAUUCAGUCAAUGUUAAGUCUAUAUCUGACAAUGUGUUUCAAAUAGGAAAUUUACAGUUAUCUGUCGAGAAAGGUGAUAUUUUGUCAAAAGCGUGUGAUGCCGUGUUGUAUGGAUCAAAUGAAGACUUGGAUUUUACUAAAGGUAACCUUUCGAGAGAAAUAAACCAGAGGUGCAACACAAAGAAGCUUCAGUCUGAAUGUACAGACAAAAAAAGUAAAAUGGCAUGGCAUGGCAUUAUUACAACAUCUGGCUGUGGUCUGCCUUCCAAGUUUAUUUUUCAUGUCUGCUCAAAACAAAGACCAGAUGAUUGGAAAUCCGUUAUAAAGAAAUCAUUGUACAAAGCAGAAAGAAAACAACUGAAGACGCUUUCCUUGCCAGCUUUUGGAACAGGAGCACAAGGAUCACCUAGAGAGGAAUUAAUGGGGAAGGCUAUCGCAGAAUCAAUUUUAGAAUUUGUUAAAGAGGGACAAACGACUCAUUUACAACACAUCUACUUAAUUAUAUUCCAAGAUAAAAUGGUGCAGCCUAUGCUUAAAGCAGUACGUUUUUCUUUAAAACCAGACACAAUGGAACGCUAUUCAUUGCCAAAAGGCAAUUUAGCUUUAAAACAGAAAAGUGUUCAAAAACAACAUUUGCCUAUCCCAGAUGUAGUUGUUGAGAACACUAACCAGUCAACUGUAACAUUUACAAUCUACUUUCAAUCUGGAAAUGAUCUCAGUAUGGCUAAGACGAUGUUGCAACAAGCAAUAUCUGAAAAGUAUCAGACAGAGAAACAACACGACAAUGUCAUUGCUACACUAACACAAAAUGAGGCCGAUUAUUUAAAAGCAGUCGAAAAUAGACAUGCAGUUAUAAUGACAGUAGACAAGGUGAAAUGUGACGUUAUCAUAAAAGGACUUAUUGACGAAGUAAUGAAUGCAAAGCAAGAUAUUUUUGAUGCUCUUAGAAAGUUUAACCACACUCGACAUUGUCAAGCAGAGGCUGCCAUUAUCAAAGAACAAGUCCAGUGGUAUCUAAAGGAUAUUGAUGAUAAAGGACUUCCAUCUUUAGAAGAAUAUCCUGAUAUGAUAAACAUGUAUCUUGAAACCGCUUAUAAAGGAGAUUCUGGACGGAAAGAGGUGGAAUUCAAAGAUGAACAGGGAGAGGAGUAUAUUAUUGUACUUAGAGAAAUGACGGAGUAUUUAAAGAAAGACAGAUCUAAUAAAGUAGAUGUUUUGCGAAGAGAAAAGCUACAAGGAGAUAGUGGGUCUUUUGAACCACCAGUACAAUGGGAUGUCCAAGGCUCUGAUAACGUAAAAGUGGUUACAAUGAUAAAUACAUCGCCAGAAUAUAAAAUCAUCGAAAAGAAGUUUAUGGACUCUGUAUUUGGUGGAAGAAAAGAGUGGGCUUCCCAAUUCAAAAAACAGUCUUUAAAAAUUACUAAGAUUGAGAGGAUUCAGAAUCUUAGUCUUUACCAUAUGUACACUGCAAAGAAAGGUUUAGUCGAAAAACAGAAUCCGUCUGGCACGAAAAAUGAACAGGACUUAUGGUAUAGUGCAUUUGAGGACUCUGUUGUCAGCAUAAAUCUUUAUGGGUUCAAUAGAAGUUACUGUGGUGACCUAUAUCAAAAAUUUAAAUUAAAAAGGCAGAGUGUUAAAAAGCCAGACGAUCCAAAGGACAACAACCCAUACGAAGAAAAAUUUGGAGAAGGUGUAUACUUCAGCAAUGAAGCAGGCUUUACUAUACUUAAAGGGAUUGACGUUGACGACAACUCAACAACUGAUCGUACAAUAUAUAUGUGUAAGGUGCUGACUGGUGUUCACUGUCAGGGUGUGAAAGGCAUGCGAUACUUACCAAUGAGACCAGAUGGAACCAUGAUGAACUUUGAUUCGGCUACGGAUGAUAGCAAACCUCCCGUUCAGUUUGUUAUUUUUAAUGACACUCAAGCAUAUCCACAGUACUGUAUAAGGUUUAGACUUUAGAAUUUUAGAUAACAAACAGAAUUGCAUCAAUAUGCAUAACUCAAACAUUGUUUCUUACUGUAUUUUGUCAGUACCUAAAAUCAUUUUGUUUUUUUAUGAAUUUAAACUUGCCUAACUAUGGGUUGAUAUAGUUAUAUACACUAGUGCUGAAUCAUGCCAAUACAAUAUUUUAAAUGUUUACAUUUCACAAGAUCAUGCUGCUUCUGCUUAAGAUGUCUUAAGCUAAACACUUUCAUGUUAACCGAUUGAUAGGUUGCAUUUCUGUAAAUAUUUACAAUUCAAUUUCGAAUUGGAACUCUUCUUACG